Molecule: messenger RNA, 1703 nt
Organism: Exserohilum turcica Et28A
Lineage: Eukaryota; Fungi; Ascomycota; Dothideomycetes; Pleosporales; Pleosporaceae
Exons: 2
Coding region: 86-1513 (475 amino acids)
Biological process (GO): proteolysis
Molecular function (GO): aspartic-type endopeptidase activity
Source: RefSeq, a predicted model, not a curated record
GCUUCUGCGGCGCCCCCCCUGCGGCAUACAUAGAUAGUUGGGCUGCCCCGACGCCCCGGGUGCUCGACAUUCACACAAGCCAAACAUGAAGUACUCGCUCUUCUUAUCCGCCCAAUUGGCGUCAGCAGCAGUGGCACUGGAACUCGUUGCACGCGAGAACCCCAAGGUCGUCCUUCUGGAAACACAGCGCCGCCACGUCACCAACCCCGUCGCCCACGACCAGCUGCGGCGACGCCAAAAGACGGUCCAGGAGACGCUCGACAACCUCGAGACUCUCUACUUUGCAAACGCCUCCCUCGGCACUCCUGCCCAAAACUUCCGGCUGCACAUCGACACAGGCAGUAGCGAUCUCUGGGUCAACUCGGUCAACUCCAAACUAUGCAGCUCGGGCGGUAACCAGUGCGGCGCCUCGGGCACAUACAACGCAAACGACUCGUCGACAUAUACCUACGUCAACAGUGUAUUUAACAUUUCCUAUGUUGACGGCUCGGGCGCAUCCGGCGACUAUGCCAAGGACACUUUCCGCUUUGGCGGCCAGACGAUAAAAGACAUGCAGUUUGGCAUUGGAUACACCUCGAGCUCAACAGAAGGCAUCCUCGGCAUCGGAUACACCAUCAACGAGGUCGCCGUCGGCCGCGCUGGACUGCAGCCAUAUCCCAACCUGCCUGCCAAGCUGUCCGAGCUGGGCACCAUCAACUCAAACGCAUACUCACUCUGGCUCAACGACCUGGACGCGUCGACGGGAAGCAUCUUGUUUGGUGGCGUCGAUACCGACAAGUACAAGGGCCAGCUACAGACGCUGCCCAUUGUCCCGGAACGCGGCGCCUAUGCCGAGUUUAUCAUUGUCUUGACCGGCAUGGGCCAGAACGGCAACGACAGCUCUCUGUUCAAGGACCAAAAUGUGCCUGUCCUCCUCGACUCUGGUUCCUCGUUGAUGUAUCUUCCCGACCAGGUCGCCAACGCGCUGUACCAGACUUUCGAUGCCCAGUACGACGCCUCACAGGGUGCCGCCUUUGUCAACUGCGACCUGGCAAAUCAGCAAGGCUCGCUCGACUUUAACUUUUCUGGCGUCAAGAUUUCUGUCCCCCUCAACGAACUCGUCAUUCUUGCUGCCGUUAGCCGCGGACGCCCCGUCUGCAUUUUCGGUGUUGGCCCAGCUGGCAAUUCUCUCGCCGUUCUCGGCGACACAUUUCUGCGAUCCGCAUACGUCGUUUACGAUCUUGACAACAACGAAAUCUCACUGGCGCAAACAAACUUCAACGCCACCUCGUCCAACGUUCAGGAAAUCAAAAAGGGUACUGAUGGUGUUCCAAACGCCUCCCUCGUGGCCAACGCCGUAUCAACAGCUGCAGUAGGCACGGGUGGCCCUAGAGUCGAAGGCCCUAGCGUCACUGGUGCUGGCUUUGCCACGUCUCGCAGUGGUGCCGCCCUACCAGGUGCAACCGCCAAUCCAUGGGUGAGUGGCGCUGCCCUUGCCGGCGCUGGUCUGAUGAUGGGCUUCAACGGUUUCUAACCUACUCGCGUUUGACCAAGCUUGGUCUGUAUAAUAAGUUGAACGUUUGCAUACGCAUGAGUGCAUCACGGGCGUUUCCACAUUUUGGAUUGCAAGAGGGGGCAUCUUGGUUUUUUGGUUUUGGGGGUUUAUGUUUAAAGUACGGCAAGCGUUGCAUAUAUCCCCCUUUGCGAUUCAUUCACUGUUUUUU